UUUUUUUUAAAUUUGGAAAAAGACUUGAAAAGUUUUCAGACAGUUUUCUUUGUACUGAAGGACGCAAUAUACUUUUAGUUUGCAAAGUUUGGAAGGGAGUGUGUGUGUUUUAAUCCCUCCAACUUUCCUUUAAUAUACUUUGUUUUGAUUAGCGAAGGCUGGGCCUUGUGCUAGUGAAGUUUCGGGGGCCGGGAGCGUCCUCGGCACCAUUUGCCUGGCUUCCUUCUCCCUGAAUCUGGGUGAAAGCAAACAAGCUGGUCUUUUUUGCUAGCCCGAUAAAUGCUAUUUAUGAAGAUGGACCUGUUGAACUACCAAUACUUGGACAAGAUGAACAACAAUAUUGGCAUUCUGUGCUACGAAGGUGAAGCAGCUUUAAGAGGUGAGCCCAGAAUGCAGUCUCUGCCAGUAUCCUCUGCUCUAACCAACCAUCGGACAGGCCCUCCUCCGAUCAGCCCCAAUAAGAGAAAGCUCAGCAUGGACCAAGGGGAUGAUGAGCUAGACUGUGAAAAUGAACACGUUUCUAAAAUGAGUCGAAUGUUCAAUCCACAUCUAAACAAGACUGCCAAUGGAGAUUUUCGGAAGGAGCACAGAGAGAGGAGUCGCAGCCCGAUAGAGAGGGCUGCUGCCCCAACCAUGAGCCUUCAUGCCAAUCACAUGUAUGCCUCCAUCCCAAGUUUGACCAUGGAUCAACCUCUCGCACUGACCAAAAACAGCAUGGAUGCAACCCGAACAGUUGGCAUCGCACCUACACUGACUUCUGUGGAACGGCAGCAGAACCGUCCGUCCGUCAUUACGUGUGCUUCUGCCAACAACCGCAACUGCAACCUCUCUCACUGCCCCAUUGCUCACAGUGGCUGCGGCUCAGCAGUUCCUGCCUACAGAAGACCCUCUAGCACUACCACUGCCUGCGACCCAGUGGUGGAAGAGCACUUCCGCCGAAGCCUUGGCAAGAAUUACAAGGAGCCUGAGCCAGUGGCAAACUCUGUGUCCAUCACAGGAUCAGUCGAUGACCACUUUGCCAAAGCACUUGGGGAUACGUGGCUUCAGAUUAAAGCUGCGAAGGACGGCGUGUCGAGCAGUCCCGAGUCUGCUUCACGGCGGGGCCAGUCUUCCCCAUCCUCCCACAUGGUCAAUCAUAAUCACUCGCCCUCUGUAGUCUCAUGAAGAGAGGACCGUUACGUUUGUGAAUUUGCAUGGUUUGACUGAGCUUUGAACAGUGCUUAAAAUUGUGUUGGGGGAGGGGAGAUGAUUAGUUUUCAACACGUGUUUUGUGUACUCACUUUUUAUUUGUAAAAGGGUGCCCUUAAAGAUGAUAGCAGGAACUAUUUCGUACAGAUUCAUAUGAUGUAGCAUCCUUUUUCCUGCCUCAAUUACCAAAGAAACCUCUGAUGCAAAUCUGCUGCCCCUUAAAAAAAAAUGCACGCUAAUCCACAAAAGCCAUUACAUGUAGUUGGUUGACCCAAAUGCUUUUUGCUUUUACUAGCUUCUUGAGACUAGAAUUCGUCUGGUUUGCUUACAUUACUUUUUUUUUUUUUUUUUCCCUCUGUGAAGUAAUUUUGUAUGUAUAUACUUGAAAAGAACUGUCAUGUAUGAUUUGCACUAUUGGAGGAGGACUGAAGUUGCAUAGCAACUUUCUGGAAAGAUGCUAAUAUUUUGAGGGCAAACUGCUGAAAAAAAGGUUUAAGGAUGACAUUUCUAUCAGUUUGAUUUUUCUUAAAGCAAAACAGCUUUGGAAGGGGAAGUCUCAUACAGGUUAUAGGUCUUUCUCUCUUUAGAUUUCAGGUGCUUAGUGCUUGCAACUGGACUGCAUAAUUUACAGAACACGGGCAUUUUUUCCUAAACACUGCAGUUUGUUAGAAUAGAGCUGAGGUUGGAGGGUUCAAUAGUGCUUAACGAUGCAUGUUUUAUGAAAAAUAGCUGGUAUCUAUUAAUGUAUAGACAGUAAGAAUCAUAAUACUUAUUAGCUUUUCUUCAGAAUUAGUUUAUUUUUGUCAGUAACAAUCCUAGAUAUACUUACUGCUGGUACAGUUGUACUCUAUGAUAUUUGUAUUUGAUAUUCACUUUAGUAGCAGCCAGCAAAAGAGGACAGCCUCAGGACAGGCCUCAAACGACGCAGUUUGGACAUAUAGGAUGCGUGGUACAGGAUGCUAUAGCUUUGCGCAUGACUGAGUAAUUGUUUCUGUCUGCAGCACUGUCUGCUUAGCAGAACUCGCUUCCGAAAACUAAGUCUGUGUAAUCCACCUUUAACUAGCUGCAGAAACUGCUACCGUUGCGUAUCUUGGCUGGACAACAGAUUGUUACAGUUUGUGAAAUACGCUCUUUAAUUUUUGUAAGCUUAUUCAUAAACCUAUGCCAAGUUGCAGCAUACAUUCCUCCAUUAGAAAACUUUAUACAGGUAUUACCGCAUUUAUUAUAUUAAUAGCUACUAACUAGAAAUUAGGCAAUAGAGGCAGGCAUAAACCCACAGCUGUGCUAGUACUAAGCGCUUCUCCUUGUUAAGUAUAACUAACUACUCUCCCCGUACAUUCCAUCUUCCCAGUGCAGUCGCAACUAGGCCUUUGUUUUUAUACUGGGUUACCUGAGAGGACUGGUUCAGUGUAAAACGUCAGAACUAGUUGGAAGAUGAACGACACGUGAUGUAUUAUGGACUGUGUUACAGUAUUGGGUCCAUUGUGGCUUUUACGUUUGGUGUUGUUGUUUUUUUUUUUUUUUUUUUUUAAAGUUAAGCUAUUUAAUUUGGAAAAGGUGCAGGGUAGAAAGAUCAGGAGAUUGGCUCUUACUCUUCUUGAGAGGUGGCUGCUCAAUUUUCUUUGAAAAAUUUUUAAAAAAAAGGAAAAAAAAAACCAAAAAAAAAAAAACAAAACAAAACAAAAAACCCCCUAAGCC
Numida meleagris (helmeted guineafowl) is the source of this 2886-nucleotide messenger RNA. It is a transcript of the gene VGLL4, whose product is annotated as vestigial like family member 4. The transcript has 5 exons. Lineage: Eukaryota; Metazoa; Chordata; Aves; Galliformes; Numididae. The coding region runs from base 280 to 1164 and encodes 294 amino acids. Gene Ontology annotation, biological process: negative regulation of DNA-templated transcription. Gene Ontology annotation, molecular function: transcription coactivator binding. The record is from RefSeq and is a predicted model, not a curated record.